This is a messenger RNA of Pelobates cultripes (western spadefoot toad), 1425 nucleotides long. Lineage: Eukaryota; Metazoa; Chordata; Amphibia; Anura; Pelobatidae. The record is from the annotation of a GenBank genome assembly.
AUGACAGUGAUAUUGCGCCAUGUUGAUGAAGUGUCAGGCGAUAUUGAAGAGCAUUUCAUUGGAUUUAUACCAGUUGAAAAAAGUACAGCUGAAGAAUUAACAAAAACCAUACUGUUUGAAAUUGAUGAGUUAGGUUUGGACAUCAAAAACUGCAGAGGGCAAGGAUAUGAUAACGGCGCUAACAUGCGGGGAGAGAAAAGUGGUGUUAAAACCAGAAUAUUAAAUAUCAAUCCUUUAGCCUUCUUUACACCCUGUGGUUGUCACAGUUGGAAUUUGGUGCUUGGUGAUGCAGCAGCAUCUUGUUCAAAAGCAAAAUUAUUUUUUGGUGUUUUGCAAAGGUUGUACACACUUUUUUCCAGGUCAUCCAAUAGAUGGUCUGUUUUAAAGGAGAAGGUAAAUAUCAGCCUUAAACCAUUGUCUGAAACUAGAUGGGAAUGCAGAGUUGAGAGUGUAAAGGCUGUCCGUUACCAGCUACAAGAAAUUGCUGAAUGCCUGGAAGAAGUGACACAGAAAAGUAAUGAUCCUGCAUUCUGUAGUGAAUGUAAUUCACUACAAGUAGAAAUUUUGUCAUACGAGUUUGUUUUAUCUUUAGUUGUGUGGUAUGAGAUUUUGGUGAAAAUAAACCUGGUCAGCAAGGUAUGGCAAAAGUCUAAUAUGCAGUUGGAUACUGCAUUAAAACAUUUGGAAGAAUUCAUGUGCUGGUUGGAAGACUACAGACAAAAUGGCUACAAUUCUGCCAUAGUUGCUGCAAACGAAAUUGCAGAAGAAAUGAACAUUGUAAGAGAAUUUCGACAGUGCAGGAUACGCAGGACCAAAAGAAUGUUCGACUAUGAGGGCCCAGAUGAAGCGUUGGUUAACCCUGCAGACAGGUUCAGAGCAGAAUAUUUCAACAUUAUUGUUGAUAAGAUUCAAGCUAGGGCCGAGCCUCGAUUUAAAGGUUUAAAAGACUACGUCAGCAAUUUUGGUUUCCUAUAUGAUAUUUCAUCUUUAUCUAUGAAACCUGAUGAAGAACUUUUAGAAAAUUGUAAAGAACUUGAAGCACUUCUAACUUUACCAAAUUCUCUUGAUGCUGACAUAAGGGGUUUGGAAUUGUACGAAGAGCUACGAAUGUGCACCCGUACUAUGCCUCCAAAAUUGGAUAUGUGCAACUCUCUGAAACACCUCAUUGAUAAUAACUUAACUGACGUUUACCCAAACAUUUAUGUCGCAUUAAGGGUCAUCUUAACAAUUCCAGUCACUGUAGCAUCAGCCGAAAGGAGCUUUUCUAAACUUAAAUUAAUAAAAACAUACCUCAGAUCAUCUAUGAGCCAAGAGAGAUUAUCUGCAUUGGCAAUUUUGUCAAUUGAACACAAUCUGGCUUCAAAAUUAGAUUAUUCAUCUGUGAUAGAUGAAUUUACACAUUCAAAAUGUAGGAGAAUGUUUUAA